Molecule: messenger RNA, 1116 nt
Organism: Raphanus sativus (radish)
Lineage: Eukaryota; Viridiplantae; Streptophyta; Magnoliopsida; Brassicales; Brassicaceae
Product: probable NAD(P)H dehydrogenase (quinone) FQR1-like 2
Exons: 2
Coding region: 94-882 (262 amino acids)
Molecular function (GO): FMN binding; NAD(P)H dehydrogenase (quinone) activity
Source: RefSeq, a predicted model, not a curated record
UGUUGUUUGAUUAGUUUGUUUUGUUUUUUAUUUAUAUUUUUUUAAGUUAAAUCGAUUUUAUCGUUUGACGGGGAAGGUUGGGAGAUAAUCACGAUGGGGAAAGGAGGCGGAUGCGUUCCGAGCAAGAAGAAGAAGCCGUCCUCUCUCGCCACCACCACCGCCGCCGAUGGUCCCGGAACCGACGAUGCUCCGAUCCCAAUCGAGGACGAUCGCACGACGACGACGGGAACGACGACGCCGGCGAUCACGGCGAGGACGACGAUCUCUCCGCCGCCGCUGAAGAUCUUCGUGGUGUUCUACUCGAUGUACGGACACGUGGAGAGCUUGGCGAAGAGGAUGAAGAAGGGAGCGGAUGGAGUGGAGGGGGUGGAGGCGAAGCUGUACAGAGUGCCGGAGACGCUUUCUCAGGAGGUCGUCGAGCAGAUGAAGGCUCCGGCGAAGGAUUCGGAGAUCCCGGAGAUAACGGCGGCGGAGCUGGCGGAGGCGGAUGGGUUUCUGUUUGGGUUUCCGACGAGGUACGGGUGUAUGGCGGCGCAGAUGAAGGCUUUCUUUGACUCGACGGGACAGCUGUGGAAGGAGCAGACGCUUGCCGGGAAGCCAGCUGGGUUCUUCGUGAGUACGGGGACUCAAGGAGGUGGACAAGAGACCACUGCAUGGACAGCAAUCACACAGCUGGUGCACCACGGGAUGCUGUUCGUCCCCAUAGGCUACACAUUCGGAGCAGGAAUGUUCAAGAUGGACUCGAUCCGUGGAGGCUCACCUUAUGGAGCGGGUGUGUUCGCUGGUGAUGGCUCAAGAGAAGCUACGGAGACAGAGUUGGCUCUUGCUGAACAUCAAGGAAACUACAUGGCUGCAAUUGUCAAAAGACUUGCACAACCUUGAGCCCUGAUGGCUUCUUUAUUUCUCUUGUUUUAUUCAAUUCCAUCCAUUUUUUUCGGAGUGUUUUUUUUUUAAAUUUCGCCAUUAUCGGAAGAACAUUGAACCAUAUCAUAAGGUUCUUACGUUAAUGGUUGUGUGUACAUGCUUCUUCUUUUUCUUCUUAUUACUAUUGUCUCUUUGAUUAUUUUCUACAAAUGUGAAUUCCUAUAAAAUAAAAAGAUUAUUGUGUUUCUUUUA